AUGGCAGCACACCUGUCCUACGGGAGGGUGAACUUGAACGUGCUGCGCGAGGCGGUGCGAAGGGAGCUGCGUGAGUUUCUGGACAAGUGCGCGGGCAGCAAGGCAAUAGUUUGGGAUGAAUACCUAACAGGACCAUUUGGACUGAUUGCACAAUAUUCACUGUUGAAGGAACAUGAGGUGGAAAAAAUGUUCACACUAAAAGGAAGUCGUCUGCCUGCAGCCGAUGUCAAGAACAUUAUUUUUUUUGUCAGACCCAGGCUAGAAUUGAUGGAUAUAAUUGCUGAAAAUGUACUCAGUGAAGAUAGGCGCUCCCCUGCAAGAGAUUUCCACAUUUUGUUUGUCCCACGCCGAAGCUUGUUGUGUGAACAGCGUUUGAAGGAUCAGGGUGUUUUGGGAUCCUUCAUUCAUAGAGAGGAAUAUAGCCUCGACCUCAUUCCGUUUGAUGGCGACCUGUUAUCCAUGGAAUCCGAGAGUGCUUUUAAAGAGUGUUAUUUGGAGAAUGACCAGACAAGUCUGUACCAUGCAGCAAAAGGACUGAUGACUUUGCAAGCCUUGUAUGGAACCAUCCCCCAGAUCUUCGGGAAAGGGGAAUGUGCGAGGCAAGUGGCCAACAUGAUGAUCAGAAUGAAGAGAGAGUUCACUGGCAGCCAGAACUCAGUAUUUCCUGUUUUCGAUACUCUCUUGCUGCUUGACCGGAAUGUAGACUUGUUAACUCCCCUUGCCACUCAGCUUACAUACGAGGGACUCAUUGAUGAAAUUUAUGGCAUUCAGAAUAGUUAUGUGAAAUUACCUCCAGAGAAGUUCGCUCCUAAGAAACAGGGUGAGAGUGGGAAGGAUCUCCCAACAGAAGCCAAGAAGCUUCAGCUCAAUUCCGCAGAGGAACUCUAUGCUGAGAUCAGGGACAAAAACUUCAAUGCAGUGGGCUCAGUCCUGAGCAAGAAAGCCAAAAUCAUCUCUGCUGCAUUUGAGGAAAGGCACAACGCAAAAACGGUUGGGGAGAUUAAGCAGUUUGUUUCCCAGCUGCCUCACAUGCAAGCGGCAAGAGGGUCCCUGGCAAACCACACCUCAAUUGCAGAGUUAAUCAAAGACAUUACCACUUCUGAAGAUUUCUUUGAUAAGCUAACAGUUGAGCAAGAAUUUAUGUCUGGAAUAGACACCGACAAGGUCAACAAUUACAUUGAGGACUGUAUCGCUCAGAAACAUCCAUUGAUCAAGAUCCUAAGACUGGUUUGCCUUCAGUCUGUGUGCAACAGUGGGCUCAAGCAGAAAGUAUUAGAUUACUACAAAAGAGAAAUUCUCCAGACAUAUGGCUAUGAACACAUGUUAACCUUAAACAAUCUAGAGCAAGCUGGAUUGCUAAAACCUCAAGCAGGCGGUAGAAACAAUUACCCCACAAUCAGGAAAACCUUGCGGCUCUGGAUGGAUGAUGUUAAUGAGCAGAACCCCAAUGACAUAUCCUAUGUCUAUAGUGGCUAUGCGCCUCUCAGUGUCCGGUUAGCGCAACUACUUGCUCGGCCUGGCUGGAGAAGUAUUGAGGAAGUCCUGAAGAUGCUUCCAGGUCCCCACUUCGAAGAACGGCAGCAGUUACCAGCAGGAUUGCAGAAAAAACGUCAACAAGGAGAAAACAGAGUUACUUUGGUCUUUUUCCUGGGAGGUGUGACCUAUGCUGAAAUUGCUGCCCUGAGAUUUCUAUCUCAGAUGGAAGAUGGAGGCACAGAAUACGUCAUUGCUACCACUAAGCUAAUGAAUGGAACCAGUUGGAUAGAAUCUCUGAUGGAGAAACCUUUCUAAAUCCAGCACACUCUGCCAUCUUUGACCGGCUGUAGCAAGCAGGUGGGAUCUCAGGAAUUUGCUUCUUGGUAGCAGUUGCUAAAGGGAAGUAAAACUUAAUGGAAUGAUGGCAGGAAGAUGCAGAGUUUAUGAAAUUACUGUGUGUUUUCAGCUCUGCUUUUCACUGUUGGGCUCCGGAUUCCUUUUCUGUCUUAGAAGGCAUAAAAAUAACAGAGGACAAUCAGCCAAAGGCCCACCAUGUUCUGAGCUUGGGAUCUCAGGAGAGGCCCCAUGGAAUUGCUUCAGGGGCUCAGUUAUGUUUGGUUUGGGCUAGCUCAAGGAGAGUUAGACAUCAGGCUCUGAUGAUAAGAAUUGAAAUAAAAAUGGAGACUCCAUCCCCUCAUCCCUGUGCUUUGCUGCUCUCCAGCUCUGAGCUCUGACCAGCUGCAUCCACCCAAGAUGGCAGGGGUAAGUGUGGGCAGGCUAAGACCAGCCCAAAGACUGCUGGCCCAGGGUCAUUCUCUCCCUUCACCUCUUCACUUUGCAGGACCCAUUCUGUGCUUAACCUUUAAGAUCUCUCAGGAGAGUGUACUCAGG
Messenger RNA from Gracilinanus agilis (Agile Gracile Mouse Opossum), 2367 nucleotides. It is a transcript of the gene VPS33A, whose product is annotated as VPS33A core subunit of CORVET and HOPS complexes. The transcript has 13 exons. Gene Ontology annotation, biological process: vesicle-mediated transport; intracellular protein transport. Gene Ontology annotation, cellular component: CORVET complex; lysosome. The record is from RefSeq and is a predicted model, not a curated record. NCBI's taxonomy places the organism in Eukaryota, Metazoa, Chordata, Mammalia, Didelphimorphia, Didelphidae. Bases 1 to 1791 code for a protein of 596 amino acids.